This is a messenger RNA of Dermacentor silvarum, 9148 nucleotides long. RefSeq names its product axin-2 (gene Axn). Gene Ontology annotation, biological process: negative regulation of canonical Wnt signaling pathway. The record is from RefSeq and is a predicted model, not a curated record. The transcript is spliced from 12 exons. NCBI's taxonomy places the organism in Eukaryota, Metazoa, Arthropoda, Arachnida, Ixodida, Ixodidae. The coding region runs from base 741 to 3425 and encodes 894 amino acids.
UUUCGAAGAUAUGGGUUGGGUGCCCGCCUGCGGUGAAGUUAUAUUUUCGCCCACUUUAAUUUCCCGUUACCCGGUUAUUUCUAUGUUUCAAUUAAACAUAACAAUUAGCUUCCCCUUUGUUUUCUCAUGCUUCAUUGUCAGCUCGUGUAGUAGUGACUAACAAAAAAAUCUAGCCUCUCAGCCCUCUACUUCUCUCUGCUUGGUUGGGGUGGUCAUUGAUGUUCUUUGCUAGCGGUAAUACAGUAAACAUACAUUAUAAAAUUAAGCUUGAGGAGAAGCUAUUGGCAAUGCAAUGAGCAAUGGAGUGAAUGUUAACAGAAAGACAGUGAUGUGGAUUAGAGAUCGAAUGAGGUAGCCAAUGUUUUAGUUGAGAUCAAGAUGAAAGUGUUGUCCAGACCAUGCAAUAUGUGAAGGGGAUAAGUAGUGGCUUAUUAGUCAAAGAAUGGGUGCCGAGGGUAAGGGAAGCGCAGUUGAGGACAGCAGAGAACUAGGUCCUGCGAAAUUCACAGGCAUAAGAUGGGGUCAGCUAGCAGAAGACGGGGGUAAUUAGAUUGUGGGAAGAAGCCUUCAUCCUGCGGUGGGCAUAAAAUGGAAUGAUGGUGAAUGGGAGCAGAGCUCAUGGUGCAUCAUGGCUGGCACUGCAGUUUGUCUCCAAGGUCUGCACCAUGGGACCGGCGGACUUUCUCCAGAGGCGGCGGGGAGGAGGGCGCCGGCGGAGUGGGGCACCUGCCUGAGGAAGGAUGGAGGAUGGCGACCCCGGAAGUCGCCACCCCGCGGAAGGCGCAGACAGCCGGCACCACCGCGAGUGCUCGCCGCGGCCGCCAUGGGACCCCGGAAAGGGAUUUCCGGGAGACAUGGGAUGUUCCUCAGUCGCCCAUGGCUCCAGCUGCGGAUCACUUUCUACGCUAUCGGAGAACAGCAGCAGCCAGGCGGCGUCGGGAGCCACGCCCGCGACAGGGUCCGAGGGCCCGCUGCGGUGGGCGUGCGACCUGCGCAGCCUGCUGGUCGAUCUCGAGGGCCUGCGCCUGUUCGAGCAGUUCCUUGAGCAGGAAGGUGCCGACAGGCUCGGCCUGUACUUUUGGUUUGCCUGCAAUGGCCUCCGGUCCUGCCCCGAGCCAUCUGUCCAGCUGCAGUACAUGAAGAGCAUCUACCGGCACUACAUCCGCAACAACAUGGUGGAGGUGUCGCCCUCGCUCCGGGCCAAGAUCACCGAGCACGUGAAGGAGGGCAUCGUGGACGUGUCGCUCUUUGACCAGGCGCAGCGAGAGUUUGAGCAGUUCCUGCAGCGGUCGGCCUACCCCAAGUUCCUCCAGUCGGACCUCUACGUGGAGCGCGUCGAGAAGUGCCACGCUCUCGCGACGGCCACCGCCGAAGCGGUAGUGGCACCGUCGGAAGGCACGGCAUCUCGAGGAGAUGACGGACAGAACUCUGGUGGGAGCAGUGAAGAACUGAGCACAGCAGCGGCCGAUGCCUCUGGUGCGGCUGCUGCUGCUCCUGCUGAAUCGGUACCAGCGCCGGGCGAGGAUGACAGCUCACCACCGCCGGUGAUGCCCCCAAUGGGUCUCGAGAUCAUGCCGACCGUCAAGGAGGACGAAGAGCUGGCAAUGGGGGCGUCCCCUGCCCCGCUGACCCGGCGGAACGUGUGGAAGCUGUACCGGUAUGGCGAGCAGAUUCCGCGAAUGGUGGCCCGCAUGGCAUCGGAAGCCACAUCAGCAGUCAGACCCAAGGCAAGCGGAGGCACCUCUUCCCUGGGCGUGCCACACCCGUACCACGUGAACAACUCGUCCUUCGUGCCACCCUCGGCACAGGACAGUGAGCUGCACAGCCUGUCUUCGGGCGCCUACACGGAUGACACGGGCACCGAAGUAGACAGCGUGCCUCCGGCUGCGCCUUGCUCCGCCUCUGCGGCCAAGGAGAGCCUGAUUCAGCGUGCCACCCAUCGCAUGUCGGUCCGCAAGAAUGCCAACAUCAACCGGGACUCGCUGGGCGAGCAUGUCAUCAUCCCUCGGACACAGAUGGAGCACCCGUACAGCUUGGCAGAGAAGAACCCGGAGAAGUUUGCCACCUCCAUCAUCGAGAAGCUGCACGUGGUGAAGAAGCAGCUGGACUGCGGUGAAAGGCUGGAGCGCUUCCACCGGGCGCAGGCCGAGGACUUCCCCUCGGCGCCACCUCGGGGACCCCCCAUGGUCGGUGCCGGUGUUGGGGCGGCCUCUGCCUUGUCUGGCGGAGGUGCUCCAGUUCCUGGCUCCGGUGCGGCUCCAGGACCCGCAGCUGCCAACAACCCAGGCUUCUGUGAGCGUCUGCUAGGCAUCCCGCCGGAGGAGGUCAGCUCGCAGAGCAUCCUGGACGAGCACGUGUCGCGUGUCUUCGACUCGCCUCUCUCGCACACACCACCACGUGCGCCUUCUCCAAGACACCGCUUUGGACCGGCCAUGGCGUCACCGUAUGCAGUCCUGGGACACCAACACUGGCACAAGAAGGAACGGGACGCUUGCUCCAGCGACAGCGGUGCAGUCCGCGACUAUUCGCCCGACGACGAUGCAGUCCACGGCAGCCGGAGGAGGGCCCAGGGAGGCUGCACCGCAUCUGGUGGAAAUGCUGCCUCCAGGAGGAGCUUUCGGAGUGGGCCGCAGCCGUCGGACAGCGGUGUGGACAGCGGAGCCAGUGCUGUGUGCGAACAGCCGCCGGUUAAUCAGGGAGCGACUGAGCGGGUGAACAACUGGAUCCUGAACCACAAGGUUCCCGGCUACCCGCUGGGACCCCCGGAUCCAGAGAAGGACUCCUCGCGGAGCCACAAAAAGUCCACCACCUCGGGCACCUCGUCGCGGUCCAAGCAGAACUCCGUCAACACGGCGCGAAGCCGUUCGUGCGGUGUGGCUCCCGGCUGCGGCUCUCUUUCGGGCUCCGGCUGGGGAUCCCAGGAGUCCGGCCUGCCGCCGACCCAGCAGCCACCAGACACGAUGACCCAGCUCGUUGAGGCACGCCGGAGGCUAGAGGUGAACUACAGUGGAAGUCAGCAGGCAGCAAAAGCCAAAAAGUGGCCAAAGACAAUGGUGCGGGGGCCUCCACCGGGAGGGCAGCAGGGGUUUGUCGCUGGGGCCGGUCCCCAGGCAGCUCCGGGUGGCGGGUUGUGCCCCGCCCCUGUGCAAGUCCAGGCCCCACCCUCGCCCUCCACCGAGAUGACUGUGAUCGGCUACUGCUACUCCGGCGAGACGGUGCCCUACCGCACAAAGCUCGCCGGCCGAGACAUCACACUGCGCCAGUUCAAGUCUCUCAUCAGCAAGAAGGGAAACUACAGGUACUUCUUCCGGCGCUCUUGCCAGGAGUUUGGAACUGACGUGGUGUCCGAGGAGAUAUCGGACGAUAAUGAGGUCCUGCCACUCUGGGAGGGCAAGAUCUUCGCCAUGGUCGAGCCGAUUGACUGAACAGCUGCCACUGUUGUCGCAUCGUCUCGGUCCCUCGUGCCUCACCUGACACUUCAACCUCCGAGAUGUUUGUUAGUUUGUUCUUGAAGAUGAUGCACUACUACCGGCAACAUUGCGCAAGAAGAUCUCAAGAGCAUCGUCCAACCUUGUUUGUGCAAGUCACACUGCUGCUGCCAAAUUCAUGUGAAAUGCGUGACAAUCCAGCGGUUUCACCGUGCUCUUUGGUUUGUGCUGUUGUACCAGUGCUGUCACCACCCUCUUCCUUUUGACUUGUGAUGGUCAUCGUCGUUGAUGUGGUGCCAUUAUUGUGUGAGGUUCCACUACGCUAGCUGUGUGUUCACCCGUGACUUUCUAGAGGGCACAACCGGGGGGUCACUUACAUGUUGUGAAUGAAAAAAACUGUGUGCCUUCCCUUGCAUCAGUAAUCAGCCUGGUGUGUGCCGUUUCUUUUUCCCUGUUAGUGUUGUCAAAAAUCAACCAGCUUCAGUGCUGGGGAAGCCAGUGCAAAGACGGGAAAACGAACGCCGUCUCGCCUUCGUCUGGGCAGUUGUGCGACGUCCAGUGUUAGAGGCGGCAAUUUGGUGGAAGAAGGAAGAUGAAGCCUUCCAUUUUGGCGUGCGUUUUUUUUUUUUCUCCUUUUAUUGUGGUGCUGCACAAACUGGCCAAAAUAGCGGCCCCAACCACCCCCUCAACACAUCGAACGCUUAGCCAUCUCCCACCGACAGCUCUUCUCCGAGCGAAGCUGCUUUUUCUGACAUGAUGAUUGGAGCGUGCGUUUGACGAAUGAUGAUAUCCCUGUCUGCUUCACUGAAACGGUGCAACUUCAUUUUUCGCGCAGUACUCGGCGCGUGUUUUAUGUGUGUGUGUGCGCGUCGAGACUGUAUCGGAAUCCUUUCAACGAAUGGGCCUCCUAUACCACCAAGCUCACUUCAAGCUCCCACCAUCAGUUUCCACUGCUUCAGCAUUUGUGAAGCCCUUCGCAAUUUUUGUGCAUUCUGUCGUACACGUGCUCGCUGCAUUGUAAGGAACUGUAGAGUUUCCUCUAAAAGUAACUAGUAGAGGGAAUUGGCAUUACAGUCGGUCUUCUUCCAUGUGAAUGAUGGUUGUACAUGGAUUUGUCUGAUCCUUGUGCUUGCCGAGCCGUUUAAAGCCUGAAGGACAAAGUUUAGGCAAAUCCAUGUGUACUGACCAUCAUUGCCCGUGCUGGCUAAACUGCCGUGCUUGGAGCUUUCCCAUAGACUCUGGUGCCAGGAUUCGCCCUGUUGAUUUUUGUUGGAAACUCUACGGAAGGGACAGAAAACAGGAAUAUUGUCGAGAUUAGCCAAGUUUUGGUAGGUGGUAAGCGUGAAAUAGUUAUUGGACUUAUCGUAAGUGGAAGGGUGGUUAGCCAAAACGGCAGGCAAAACUGAGAGGCAGGUGGUCAACACCGCCUGGACAUCUCGCUGUUAACGUCGUUGGAUAUUGACGACUUCUGCUCUCGGGCUGGUUAAAUUGUUUGCCCGUGCCUGCUCGGGCAUGAAAUUUGGCAGAGAUGUUCCGACAGACAUUCUCUCUCGCGCUAAUAAUUGAGCCUGUUCUGCCAAGAGAGUGGAAACAGAUUCAAAAGUGUAACUGCCAUUUUUAACUGACUUUGUUGUUUCUCCUGAGCCUUCUUCUAAUGUAGCUGAGAGCAUCUAUAGCUGCAGCUGUUAGAGUAGCCAGAUUUGUUUUAGGCAGUCUAGCAGUAACUUUUAAAAUACUGUCGGAUAAGUAUUGGGGGUGUUAAACUGGCAGAACUUUGUGAAUAAUUGAAAGGCGGGUUAUUUUUCUGUGUGUAAAAUGUAAGAAAAUGCAUUGCUUUAUCUAUGCAAACAUGACAGUUCCCGCAAGGGAAUCCGAACGACGUAUUUCUAAAAAUAUGGAGGUAAUAAGUCGGCGUGCUGAUGAAGGAGGAAAUAUCCUCGGUUAGGUGACUGCAAGAUAUCGUGACAGAGUAACUUGCAGACUCUCAGGAUAAUACUUGUGCCUCUUUUGCAGCAGCGAUGCCUCUAGAAAGCAUAGUUAGUAUUGCAGAAAUAGUUAUGCCUUGUCAUUGUUGGGUUAACGCUGGACAUUCUGAGUGGCCUUGAAAAGUGCUUUCUUAUUAUCCAUACUUAUCCUACCAUACAAAUCAAAUAUUUGGAGAACUUAAAGUGCCAUUCUUUAUAAUAUUUCUGUUCAAAAUUUCUUAAAUUUGUGCUCCCUUAUGCCAAAAGUAAAUAAUUAGCCUAAUUUGCAAAUGCUAUGGCAACUUUGCUUUUAAUCUUUUAAUUCGACUAGCUUGAGUGUUGAGAACACUCCAUUUUAAGAUUUCAAAUAAAUUCUUCUAGAAGCGGGAACUGAUGGCUUGGGGACAAGUUCUCGCCAUCGAACUGACUGACUGUCCGACUGACUACGGACUGUGGUUUUCUUUUCUAUUUAUGCAUCAAACACAUGUUCCUCUCUCCGUGGCCAUGUCAGUGAACUUGGUUACAAUAAUUUGUCGCGUUGGUGACGUGACGACGCUAUGCCAAAUGAAACAUUGUGCUUCCAGAGGACUUUGCAAACUUUUUUUUUUCUUUAUCACUUGUCAUGGUUGUGCUUUUGCUGUUGCGUCAUCGCAUGAUUGGUUGUAUGUGUGGGUGUGUGAUUGCAUGCAUGUCUGCUGGAGUGCUUUUGGUUACUUGAGCCUGGUUGUGCGUUUUGUGUGUGUGUGUGACCUAACCAUCUGUUAGUUGUAGGCGGUUGAAUGUUGGUUUUCGUUUUUGCUCUGGGUGACGUUGCCAAAAAAGAGACUAAGAUGCAUUUUUUUAACUUGUUGAGUUACGCCGCUGUCCUGUUGCACUUUGAGGUUGCCAGAAAACAUAGAAAGGUUUGCAGGGUACUAACCGUGGGCUGCAUCCAGGACGUGCCAUUGUGUUUGCGUGCCUUGUUUGUUGUGGCUGGUGUCAUCGUUCAAGGGUUGUGGCCCAACGGGCAUGUGUUAUUGUUACCGUGUUGCUGCAUCAGUGAGCUGUGCAGUUCGGAAAUGCAGAACUGGUGGCAUCAUCCUUUGAUGUGUUCAACCAAUGGUCUAGGGCAGUGAAAUAUGGUUGCAUUGAGGUUAUCGUGGAGGCCUGUACCUAACCAUUGGAAGUAGAUAACAAAUUCCUAUUGUGGUGAGAGCUAGUUGAAAAAGUGCAAAAGGCGCUAGUAGCAUUGUGUACCUCCCUCCUAUGCCUCAGUGGGAUAGUAAUAGGCGAUGGUAAUUAAUGCGUAUUGUAAUAGAGCUGCCUAUUGUUAGUUGCUGCAACAUGUAGUGCAGCCACCAGAAAUGCUGACACAUAUGGGGCAUCUUAAAAAGCAUGUUGCGCAGGCGCUGGUAAUGAUAAUUCGGCACUUCCAAAGCGCCUAUGAGCUUGAAUCAUAAAAUUUGACUAUGAUGAGCUUCGUGAAGAGAUUUACUUGCGUUAUGUGGGUUGGUAAAAUGGGGAGGCUGCUGCAGCUUAGACGCAGUGAUGUCGCUCCUUUCGUUUCUCCGGAUUGACGAAUUCAUAUUUCAACAGUCGAUCUAGAGCAGGUUUCAGAUUAACUCGCUCCACGGUCAAGCUUUCGCUAGCUCUGUUGUUGUGGCAUGGAUCUGGUUGAAAUUGAGGGAGCGUUGCAUCUAUUGUUACCUGUUGAAGGGGCAAGUGUGUUUUCAGCACCAUAUGCAAACAUUGGCAGAUUGUAAAAGGAUGUAUAGUUCUGAAAGUAUGACUACAUGGCCCUCAAAAGCUUCGUCAACAUUAACUUAGGUGCUUUGUGUUGGUUACUGCAUCAUUUUUUUUUUUUUCAUUUAUUAAGGUUUAUUUAGUGAAAAAGUGUCAGAUUUUCAGUUUGUGCUGUGCCGUAGUAAUAGUGGGAAAUUUCUUUGCCAGGUUCGUAUAGCAACGAAUCGUGCAUUUCGGUUAAAAUGUUCAAUACACAAUUUAAACUAUCGUACAAGCUUGACGCUGAAUCUAGCAGUUUGCUUAGCAACGAAGUCCCUAUUUUGGUGCAUCUGCUGCCUCGUUUCCGAAAUCUCAAGCGUUUGGGACUUAAAGUCCUAUGCAACAAAACGUGGCAGGGAAACAUGCUACUAGAGAGUACUAAUUAUUAGAGAGAGUACCCGUAUCAUCUAGCUUCAAAUCUGCUCGCCAAAUUUAAUGCAGACUGAAUUAAGUGUACGAGCCCAAACUAGGGCCCAGUGUCUCGCGAACUACAGACACUACAAGCAACUAAGUAUGCUCAUCAGUUAGCCCUAAAUUGGCACAUUUCACUCUGCGAGCAUUGUACUUUAAAGCUGCCUUGCCCUGCUACUUCCCGGGUGCCUUUUUGUUAAAUACUUGACGGCUUUUCUUUCCUUUUCUUCUUUUCCUUCAAGGGACAGGAUAGUAAACACAUUCAUCAACACUUCAAAAGGUGCCUCAUUUCAUUCCUGACUGAGAUUGUUUUAUUUGUGAAUCAUACCUGUGCUUCUGAAAGUGUAAAGCUGUUUACUACUGCUCUCUCCCUCCUACAUCCAACCCUCCCCCUCUCCCCCUUUGGCAUUGUUGCUUUUAGAUGUCAAUGUUUUUGUGAAGAAAGGUGUGGCAUGCGAGGAUUUAUCGGUACUGAUGGUGACCGGUUAUCAAAGUAACAGGCCCUUAACUACUACGCUUGUAUAAUAAGGGCAGAUUGUGUCCUUGGUUACUGCUUUGUGUUAGUCGAGUGCUUCAGUGAGCGUAGAACAAAUUUAUGUUUAUGAGCAAGCUAUCACAUUUCUGUAACAUUAGUACCUCACUGAAUUACUUUAUUGCUCGUUCUGGCUCUGUUUUGAUGCGAAUUUUACCCUAUAACACGUGCAGCGACGAGGUGGGGUACAAAUUAUUUUUUUGCCACUCGAAUGCACACUGGCACGGUACUGCAUGGUUCCAGGUGUGCUCUUGUUGGUUUGUAGGCUUUUUUAAUUCCGUGCAGCUAUUACCAGAGAAUGGCAAUGUGGUUGCGGACGCGAAGCACUCAUGUGCCUUUUUGCAUGUUCUCUGCGUCGAUUUUGACAUCUUCUCUGGAGGAAAUGGAUGACAAAGCUAUGCAUUGCCCUUGCCCCGAGUCUUGGAAAGUGUGGACGCGUACAAACUUUCUUCCACUUGUUUGCUUGGCUCAUUCGUGUCGUCCUAUUUCUGUUUCGCACUGCAUCGACAACGCCUAUUUAGAGGCUUCGAACCUUUUUUCUCUCUUGUACAGUUUUUAGGACGAAACGGAACAUUUUGUUUUUUCAAGGAAAAUUGUGUUCUAUGCAGGGUUUUAAAAAUAUGUCCCGACUUUCUGAUGGCAUUACGUGUUUACAACGUAGUACGCGAUUAUUGCGUGGACAUGCGUGCAUGCGAGAACUUUUUUGAGAAAUGAUGUAGGAAAGCGGUCGCCACUGCAAGUUUGUGGAAUUGUGCAAUUUUGUGGUAGUACUCUGCUCGAUGUCACAUUGUUGGCGCUUGUGGAAGUGACAUUUAGAGCGGCAAUGUUGAAUGGCAACGAACAAGCUUUGCAUUUGACCCUAAAGCAAGCCGCCCAGUGCCUGCCUAGCUUUGUACAAGCACUGCCUCGAACAGGCUUCUGCAGAACGUGGGGUUUUCCUCGCGACUUUGUGGUGCACGAUGAUGACACUGGUGCCUCCGUCCCAUUUAUUCUACAGCCACGGCGGGAGGCCUUUCUUGUAAAUAAAAGUUUCAACAUUACGGGUUUUUCUA